AUGAUGCAAGAACUGAAGGCCUACGGCGAGAAGCAGGCGUGACCCAGAGUUCGCGCCAAGGGGUCACGACCUUUGACCUGUUCAAGACGCCCGUGCUCAGACGCCGGUUCCUCGUGCUCUGCGUCAUGUGGGUCGCCAUGACCGUGGCCUACGACGGCUUCAUGCGCAACACGGCCAACAUCGGCUACGACGCCUUCCUCAGCUUCACCAUCGCCGGGCUGCUGGAGUUCCCGGCCGACCUGCUCAUGAUGGUGACGACGGAGUGGCUGGGGCGCCGACACACCACCGUCGGGUCGCUCGUGCUCUGCGGUGUCUCGGCCCUCUGCAUCGCCGCCAUUCCCGAAGACAACACGCUCGCCGUCAUGGUCAUGGCCUUCGUGGGGCGGUUCCUCAUCACGGUGACGAUGAACGUGGGGCAUCAGUACCCGGUGGAGGUGCUGCCGACGGUGGCUCGCGGGCAGGGGAUGGGCACCAUGCAGACCCUCGGCUUCGCGUCUGCCUUUGCGUCUCCCUACAUCGUGUAUUUGUCUAAGUACAGUUACUCCCUGCCGUACGUGAUCAUGGGCGUGAUCACGGUGAUUGGAGGCCUGACGUGUCUCCUGCUCCCCGAGACCCUGCACGAGAACCUCCCCGACACGCUCGAGGACGGCGAGACCUUCUUCGGCGGCCAGACCCUGUGCUACAACCCGUGCGGCGCCAGGAAGGAGAAGUCUGCAAAGGACGACGUCGAGAAGGGCGUGGACAACCCCGCCUUCGAGACGACGCGCCUUUAGGACACCGUCUGCGUCCACUCGUCCUCUUCGUCUCAUGUGGCCGAUUUUUCUGACCUUCUUGCACGUAUUAUCACGGAAAUUAUGCUACAUGACCUUCACCUUUCGGUCUAUCACCCAUCUGUCAUGUCAUAUAUGGUGCAGUUAGAAAUUGUUCAUUUGGUGUCGAAAUAAAUAUUUAAUGUUAA
Penaeus vannamei (Pacific white shrimp) is the source of this 958-nucleotide messenger RNA. The record is from RefSeq and is a predicted model, not a curated record. NCBI's taxonomy places the organism in Eukaryota, Metazoa, Arthropoda, Malacostraca, Decapoda, Penaeidae.